UGGGUCAAGGUGCAGGAGGAAAACAAAAAUAUGAUGUACCAUGUGUCAGUGUUCCAGAUAAUGUAGAUGUGUCUUGGACUAUAGGAAGAGAUUCAGUUCUAUUUAUUUAGAUUGUUUUUAUAUAUUGUGUCAUUUUGCAUUCAGAAUUAGUUUUCUCACAGUCAUGCUUCAUCUUCAUUGUUUUGUAAGAAGGUUAGUUUAUUUCUCAUGAAGAGUUGACAGCUUUAUUUCUCUUUUUGCUCUCUUUAUCCUGCACUGUAAGACAUAAACCUGAUUAUUUUUCAGUGCAUGCCUCAACUGCCAUGAGAGUCUUCUCAGGAUUGCACUUACUUCAUAGCUUUCAGUGAUAUUUCACAGACACAAGGGGCUCUCUCAGCUGCCGUAUGUAAAUAAGAGGCAGUCUAAAAGAACUACACGCUGUGAUCUGACCCAGAUAACAUGUCAGUGUUUUAUUUUGCAACUUUUUUAAAGCCAUUACCUCGUGCUGCGUGGCCGUAUACAGCAACAGGCAGUGCUGAACUAACGAAUCUGUCCACUUGCUUCAAAGAGGAUUACUGCUCCUUCUGCUUAGCUUAGUUACCUCAAAUUAGGAUAAAGGGUUAGGAGAGGUCUGCCGUCCACAGCGGCCAUCUGUCUGUGGACAGCCGAGCGCUCACAUCGCUGUAAAUGGAGACAAGUCUGGAGUUGGAUGUUUUGAUAUUUCCAGAUGAAGUGAGGAUUGCCACUCCGGACGAUCUCAGAGAAUGGGAACUCGAAACAGCGAGCCAGUUGUCCAUACCCACCGUCCGGCUCUUUGUGGCCCUUUACCCCUACAACCCUGCUGCCAUGUCUCCCAACUAUGAGACGGCUGGAGAGGAGCUGCCUUUUGUACCAGGCCAGAUAAUCAAGGUGUGUGGGGACAAAGACUCGGAUGGUUUCUAUCACGGCGAGUCCGGCGGCCUCUUCGGUUACGUGCCAGGCAACAUGGUGGCUGAAAUCCCCGUGGACGACGAGUACCUGAAGCAUCUACUCAUGCAGCAGGGAUUCAUACCUGUGGACCGCACAGGUAUGUCUUUAACACCUGAUCUGAGCGACGCAGCGAGCAUCCCUGAGGAUGUGGUCGUUCGACGAAUGGUGGCCUUAUUUGACUACGACCCGUGGGAAAGUUCACCAAACGUGGACAGUGAAGUUGAACUCGGCUUUCGUUCAGGAGACAUCAUAUACGUGUUAGGUGAAAUGGAUCAAGAUGGAUUUUACUAUGGGGAUUUGCGUGGACGGAGAGGGUUGGUUCCAUCAAACUUUCUGCAGCCACUUCCCUGGGAUUAGAAGAAAAACGCCAUGCUAGGAUGCUUGCUUCAGAUGCCAACUCUCAGACACAGUGAGACAUCAGUAGUUUUUAUAACAAAAGACGAAAAAUGGAAAGAAAAUAUAUCUUUUUUUAAAAUCUUUUUUUAUUAUAGAUCGGCUCUGCAGCUGCUUUAGAAUGCAACUUAAUGACUGUCAACACUGUAAAAUCUGACAAAGUGACUUUACGUAAAAAAGUCGAGAACACUGAUAACCUCAUAAAUUACCAAGUAAAGUUGACUCAUCAUUUUUAAGUUUAAAACAUGUUAGCUCGUACAACUUUAAUCUAAUAGUCUGCUUUACUUGGUGACUUCCACAGUUUCCUGACUUCUUUAAAGGAGAUUCAACUUUUUAAAUUCACAGUUUCUGCAGAUGAGCAACUAAUUAAUCCAGUACGAAGAGAACAUGAAGUGAAAAGAGUCACACAAUUGUCAGGUUUUUCAUUUAUUGAUUUUUUUUUUUGCAACAAGAAUUACAAACCAUCUGGGGAAAGAUAUUACAGAUAAUUACAAGUUGUACAUAAUUAACUUGAUGCACUUUGAUUAAAAAAAAGACGACAGGAACCAACAGCUGAAUUCAUACUUAAAUAUCUGUAAGUGUGUUAUAACAUGAACAGACUGGAAUGAUUUUAAUCAUACCUGAUGGCAAUGGAUACGUUAUAUUAGCCUUAAUGAAACACUUUAAUUCUCAGUUUAUUGCAGACCAGAGUGUGUUUUUAUAGUACAUCAAUAAUUUGCCUUAAAUCCUGUGUAUAUUAUUUUCUAAAACUGGCUCAUAGUUUUUUUCAUAUGGAGGAAUAAGAAGAAAAUAUUUUGUAGUCUAUGGAGUUUCGCAGCAACCUGUAUGUAAAAACAAAUCUAAAGAGAAAAACUGUAUAAAGAAAAAGUGUUUAUAUUGUAAUUACAAUGUUCAAUCUUAAGAAAUAAAAAAGAAAUAAAAGCAGAAACUUAGAAAUAAACUAAAUCUUGGAUUUGAACAACGUGUACUCGCUUUCUUUUGGAUCUCAGCUGCUUGUUUGUUCUGUUUUGAUAAUCUACAUAAAAAACAUUUCACAGUCACCAUUAUCUUAUCAACUUGUAAUAAAUGAACACAAAUCACAAUUAAAUUACAAAAAGCAACAGAAAACUUCAUCAAGUUUUCUUGAUGGGCCUACAAGUUUUAAAAUCUUCCACAGAGUCCGUUGGUUUCUUCUUUUGCGUUUCUCUGCAGCCAACAGUAUACUCAUCCAUAAAGUAGGAAACACUACACUGUGUAGUGAAGUUUAGUAGUGCUUUCUACUUUAUGGGUGACAACACUGUACAUCAGUAGUUUCUGGUCGCUCCGCCGUGAACGUUGAAGACAUGACGGGUUGAACAAAAGAACGUUUUCACACAUGAAAUGCGAAUUCUCUGACACCGACUUCUAACUGAGACACACGAAAUCAGUCGCACGCACAGUACUUGACAGAAAUGUUGCAUAAAAUCCUGCUGAUAUAGAAUAUAAAUGACACAUAAAGCAGCAUAUCCUGUAUAUUUGAGUGCAUUUUGCUUCAUAGUGGAAAGAUACAACAAAUAAAAGGAAAGUUCAAGAUAUCUUUUUGAAAAUAAAGUCACUUCCUGUCAGGGUCUUACCGGCGUUUGGACUCCGCAGAAGAAAGAAAA
Messenger RNA from Acanthopagrus latus (yellowfin seabream), 2963 nucleotides. RefSeq names its product RIMS-binding protein 2-like. The transcript has 5 exons. Gene Ontology annotation, biological process: neuromuscular synaptic transmission. Bases 667 to 1305 code for a protein of 212 amino acids. The record is from RefSeq and is a predicted model, not a curated record. Lineage: Eukaryota; Metazoa; Chordata; Actinopteri; Spariformes; Sparidae. Gene Ontology annotation, molecular function: protein binding.